AUGACCAUGAAGUUGUCUAGCAUCGUAGCAACCUCCCUCCUCGCCGAAUGCGCCCUUGCGCAGUCCGCCAACGACAGCCGCUGGACCAACGAAGCCGUCUUUCAGGAUUCCAUACUCAACACCACCAACGGGUACCGCGAGGAACACGGCGCCCACGAUGUCCACUGGAACGCUACGCUCGCAAGCUUCGCCAAGAGCUAUCUAGAUCGCAGCAGCUGCAAGUUUGCGCAUUCUCACGGGCCCUACGGCGAGAACCUUGCCGCCGGCUACGUGGCGCCGGCAAGCGCUAUCCGUGCCUUUGGCGAGGAGCGUAAGAGCUACAACUUUAGCAACCCCAACUGGCAGCCACGGGGCGGUCAUUUCACCCAGCUGGUCUGGAAGAAGACCAACGCCAUCGGCUGUGCGGCGAAGCACUGCGGGAAGCGGAUGCGCUGGUACCUGGUCUGCGAGUACUCGCCCCGAGGCAAUGUCAUUGGCGCGUUCAAGUCAAAUGUCGGUCGCAAAAUUCGGUAG
Molecule: messenger RNA, 513 nt
Organism: Purpureocillium takamizusanense
Lineage: Eukaryota; Fungi; Ascomycota; Sordariomycetes; Hypocreales; Ophiocordycipitaceae
Exons: 1
Coding region: 1-513 (170 amino acids)
Cellular component (GO): extracellular region
Source: RefSeq, a predicted model, not a curated record